UACGAUGGUUCAAAUUCCUUUGCAUAAAAACAUUUAUUAUACACGGAAGUAACGGAUGCGUAUAAUGUUUUUAUGAGAUUAUUUCAAGAAAGUUGAAGUCGUUAUCAGUUCAAGCUUUAGAAAUGUCAGAAAUUCGACAAAAAUCACUUGGUCCUGAACAUGUUGAUGUAGCUACUACUUUAAACUAUCUUGGUAAUUUGUACCAUCGUAAUAAAGAAUAUGACAAAGCAAGAGAAUUUGAAGAAAGAGCGCUGGAAAUUCGACUAAAAUCACUUGGUCCUGAACAUGUUGAUGUGGCUACGACUUUAAACAAUCUUGGCAAUUUGUAUCAUCGUAAUAAAGAAUAUGACAAAGCAAGAGAAUUUGAAGAAAGAGCGCUGGAAAUUCGACAAAAAUUACUAGGUCCUGAACAUGUUGACGUUGCUACGACUUUAAACAUUCUUGGCAAUGUGCAUUAUGAGAACAACAAAUAUGACAAAGCCAAAGAGUGUUAUGAAAAAGCGUUGGAAAUUCGAGAAAAAUCACUAGGACCUGGGCAUGUCGAUAUAGCUACGACUUUAAACAAUCUUGGCAAUUUAUAUCAUCGUAUUAAAGAAUACGACAAAGCAAGAGAAUUUGAUGAAAAAGCGCUGAAAAUUCAACAAAAAUCACUAGGUCCUGAACAUGUUGAUGUAGCUACGACUUUAAACAAUCUUGGCAUUGUUCAUUAUGAUACCUUCAAAUAUGCCAAAGCCAAAGAGUGUUAUGAAAAAGCGCUGGAAAUUCGACAAAAAUCACUAGGUCCAGAACAUGUUGAUGUAGCUACAACUUUAAACAAUCUCGGCCAUGUGUACUAUGACACCAACAAAUAUGCCAUAGCCAAAAUAUGUUAUGGAAAAGUUUUGGAAAUUCGACAAAAAUCAUUAGGACCUGGCCAUGUCGAUGUGGCAAAUACUUUAAACAAUCUUGGCAAUGCGUACCAUCGUACUAAAGAAUAUGACAAAGCAAGAGAAUUUCAUGAAAAAGCGCUGGAAAUUCGACAAAAAUCACUAGGUCCUCAACAUUUUGACUUGGCUACGACUUUAAAUAUUCUUGGUAAUUUGCAUCAUUGUACUAAAGAAUAUGACAAAGCCAAAGAGUGUUAUGAAAAAGCGUUGGAAAUUCGAAAAAAAUCACUUGGUCCUGAACAUAUUGAUGUAGCUACGACUUUAAACAAACUUGGUAAUUUGUAUCAUCGUAGUGGAGAAUAUGACAAAGCAAGAGAAUUUUGUGAAAAAGCAUUGGAAAUUCGACAAAAAUCACUAGGUCCUGAACAUGUUGACGUGGCUACGACCUUGAACAUUCUUGGUAUGGUGUAUUAUGAGACCAACAAACAUGCCAAAGCCAAAGAGUGUUAUGAAAAAGCGUUGGAAAUUCGAAAAAAAUCACUUGGUACAGAACAUAUUGAUGUAGCUACGACUUUAAACAAUCUUGGUAACGUGUAUUAUGAGACCAACAAAUAUGCCAUAGCCAAAGAGUGUUAUGAAAAAGCGUUAGAAAUUAGACAAAAAUCACUUGGUCCUGAACAUGUUGAUGUAGCUACGACUUUACACAAUCUUGGUAAUUUGUAUUAUCGUAGUAAAGAAUAUGACAAAGCAAGGGAAUUUUGUGAAAAAGCGUUGGAAAUUCGACAAAAAUCAUUAGGUCCUGAACAUGUUGACGUUGCUACGACUUUAAACAUUCUUGGUAAUGUGUAUUAUGAGAAAAUCAAAUAUGCCAAAGCUAAAGAGUGUUAUGAAAAAGCGUUGGAAAUUCGACAAAAAUCACUUGGUCCAGAAAAUGAUGAUGUAGCAACGACAUUAAACAAUCUUGGUCAUGUUUAUUAUGAGACCAAGAAAUAUGCCAUAGCCAAAGAUUGUUAUGAAAAAGCGUUGGAAAUUCGACAAAAAUCACUAGGACCUGGCCAUGUCGAUGUGGCAAAUACUUUAAACAAUCUUGGUAAUGUGUACCAGCGUACUAAAGAAUAUGACAAAGCAAGAGAAAUUCAUGAAAAAGCGCUGGAAAUUCGACAAAAAUCACUAGGUCAUAAACAUAUUGACGUGUCUACGACUUUAAACAUUCUUGGUAAUUUGUAUCAUUGUAUUAAAGAAUAUGACAAAGCCAAAGAGUGUUAUGAAAAAGCGCUGGAAAUUCGACAAAAAUCACUUAAUCCUGAACAUGUUGAUGUAGCUACAACUUUAAACAAUUUUGGUAAUUUGUAUCAUCGUAAAAAAGAAUAUGAAAAAGCAAAAGAAUUUUGUGAAAAAGCGUUGGAAAUUCGACAAAAAUCACUAGGUCCUGAACAUGUUGACGUGGCUACGACUUUAAACAUUCUUGGUAAUGUGUAUCAUGAGACCAACAAAUAUGCCAAAGCCAAAGAGUGUUAUGAAAGAGCGUUAGAAAUUCGACAAAAAUCACUUGGUCCAGAACAUAAUGAUGUGGCUACGACUUUAAACAAUCUUGGUCAUGUGUAUUAUGAGACCAACAAAUAUGCCAUAGCCAAAGAGUGUUAUGAAAAAGCGUUGGAAAUUCGAAAAAAAUCACUUGGUCCUGAACAUGUUGAUGUAGCUACGACUUUAAGCAAUCUCGGUAAUUUGUACCAUCGUACUAAACAAUAUGACAAAGCAAGAGAAUUUUAUGAAAAAGCGUUGGAAACUCGUCAAAAAUUACUUGGUCCUGAACAUGUUGACGUGGCUACGACUUUAAACAUUCUUGGCAAUGUGUAUCAUUGUACUAAAGAAUAUGUCAACGCCAAAGAGUGUUAUGAAAAAGCGUUGGAAAUUCGAAAAAAAUUACUUGGUCCUGAACAUGUUGAUGUAGCUACGACUUUAAACAAUCUUUGUAAUUUGUAUCAUCGUAGUAAAGAAUAUGACAAAGCAAGAGAAUUUUGUGAAAAAGCGUUGGAGUUUCGACAAAAAUUACUAGGUCCUGAACAUAUUGACGUGGCUACGACUUUAAACAAUCUUGGUAAUGUGUAUUAUGAGACCAACAAAUAUGCCAAAGCCAAAGAGUGUUAUGAAAAAGCGUCGGAAAUUCGAAAAAAAUCACUUGGUCCAAAACAUGUUGACGUGGCUACAACUUUAAACAAUCUUGGUAAUGUGUAUUAUGAGACCAAUAAAUAUGCCCUAGCCAAAGAGUGUUAUGAAAAAGCUUUGGAAAUUCGACAAAUAUCGCUUGGUCCUGAACAUGUUGAUGUAGCUACUACUUUGAACUAUAUUGGUAAUUUGUAUCAUUGUACUAAAGAAUAUGACAAAGCAAAAAAACUUCACGAAAAAGCGUUGAAAAUUCGAAAAAAAACACUAGGUGGUGUUGGAAUUGUUAAUGUUGCUACGACUUCAAACAAUCUUGGCAAUAAAUACCAUCGUAGUAAAGUAUUUGACAAAGCGAAGGAAUUUCACGAAAAAGCACUGGAAUCACCAAAAAAAUUAAUUGGUCCUGAACAUGCUGAUGUGGCUACGACUUUAAACAAUCUUGGUAAUGUGUAUCAUUCUACUAAAGAAAAUGACAAAGCAAAAGAUAUUUAUGAAAAAGAGCAGGCAAGUCGAAAAAAAUCAGUUGCUUUGGAUCAUGUUGCUGUUACAAUUACUGAAUCUUCGAACAGUAUUGAAAAAAAGUCUGAUGAUACUGCUGAUGCUAAAUCGCCUUCAAAUUUACACGUUCAUACGGAGAAAAUAGAAGAAAGCCUUGAUCUGUUUGAACAUGCUGAGGGUACUGCUCAACUUACGUGGGAAAGUGCCAAAGUUCGUCAGAGCUUUGUGCGUAAUGCGAAGAAGGCAUGGACUCACAUCUGUCUGGCUAUUGAACCAGAAUAUCAAAUUCAUGUACGCCAUACCACAACUGCAAAAGAAGCAUGGGACGCUCUAAAGAAGCAAUUUGCUAGAGAAUCUCUGUUACAGAAACUAAAAGAAAUGGGGGUAGAAGUAGAUGACAAAGAACUGGCAAUGACACUCUUAGCGAGUUUGCCUGAAGAGUUCAAACCCUUGAUUACAGCCCUGGAUGCAAUAGGUGAUGACUCCUUAUCGUACGACAAAAGGGCAUUUUGCUCGUCACUGUCCAAGAAAAAGGUCCUCGACGACAAGAACAAGAAAAGUAAUGAAAGAAAGAAAGGUGAAUCUGUUAGCUGUGUAGAGAAAGAGGAUGAUGAUAAUAUGGUGGAAGACGAAGCAUUGUAUACCUCAAGUUCAUGGAAUAAUAACAGCUGGAUUAUCGACUCAAGUGCCACACAGCACAUGACCUAUAAUAAGAGCAAUUUGAUUGAAUAUGUUCAAUUUUCAAAUCCAUCAAUUGUUAAUCUUGGAGAUAAUAGAAGUAUUCUUGCAUAUGGUAAAGGGGUUUGCCGCAUUAUUGCUGAUGCAAAUGAAAGACCUCAGAAGAUAAGUUUGCGAGAUGUGUUGUAUGUACCAGAUCUUGGUAGGAAUUUGCUUUCUGUAAGAGCCAUGACAAAGCUUGCAGCAUGUGUUACUUUCAGAGAUGAUCAAUGUGAAAUCUUUAGAGGUACAAAGUUGUUGGCAAGUGAUAUAUUGCUGGAAAAACUGUAUGUAUUGAAAAUCAAGGUAACUAUGUGA
Molecule: messenger RNA, 4562 nt
Organism: Xenia sp. Carnegie-2017
Lineage: Eukaryota; Metazoa; Cnidaria; Anthozoa; Malacalcyonacea; Xeniidae
Product: tetratricopeptide repeat protein 28-like
Exons: 7
Coding region: 123-4562 (1479 amino acids)
Cellular component (GO): kinesin complex
Molecular function (GO): protein binding
Source: RefSeq, a predicted model, not a curated record